AUGGAGUCAAUAUCGAGAAUCUCUGGCCUGCUGGAGGCUGCCAGAGAGCUCACGCUCGAUGCUGCCCAGGCCACGCGCGGCAUCCGAACGAGCUCCAAGCCGCUGGAUCGCAACCAGAUGCGCAAGCUGCUCGACAGCCGCAACGAGAGAGAGGUGCUGGAGGGACUGCGGCGUGUCAUUGCGAUGAUGUACCGGAACCACAAGACUCUGCCCUUCUUCUCCUCCGUCGUCAAAAACGUCGCCUCGCCGAAUCUCGAAAUCAAGAAGCUCGUCUACAUCUACCUCAUCCGCCAUGCCGAACAGGAGCCCGACCUUGCUCUGCUUUCCAUCAACACAAUCCAAAAAUCGCUCUCGGAUACGAAUCCCCAGGUCCGAGCCCUCGCCCUCAAGACCAUGUCAGGCAUUCGCGUGCCCGUCAUCAGCCAGAUUGUGUCGCUUGCCAUCAAGAAGGGCGUCGCCGACAUGAGUCCUCUGGUGCGCAAAGCCGCGGCUCUUUCGAUCCCGAAAUGCUACCGGCUGGAUCCAAGCCAGUCCCCUCAGCUGCUGGAAUACCUGGCGACGCUACUAGGCGACAAGCAAUACUACGUUGCUGGUGCCGCGGUGUCGGCCUUUUUAGAAGUUUGCCCUGAGAGGAUCGAUCUGAUACACAAGCAUUACCGUGGACUGGUCAAAAAGAUUGUUGAUAUGGAUGAGUGGAGCCAGUUAGCAACUCUGAAACUGAUGACCUAUUAUGCACGAAAGUGCUUCCCUCGACGAGCUCAGCCGGCUGCCGCAUCCGAUACUACCCAGUCCCAGACGCAAAAUAGCAAUAUCGACGACUUUUACGCGGAAUCAACUCCAUCUAAACCUUCUGCUCAGCCGACAUCACUCGAUCCUGAUCUGGCUUUGUUGUUGAACGGUAUCAGGCCUCUGCUGCAGAGUCGAAACUCGGGCGUUGUUGUUGCUGUCACAAGGUGUUAUGUCGAUGUUGGAACUCUUGAUUAUUUAAAGUACGCCAUUGGCCCACUAGUUGCCCUCUUGAGAGGGGCUCAAGACAUACAACAAAUCGCCUUAUACAACAUUGUUUCGGUCUGUCUCGUGCGCCCACUUGAUUUUGUCAAGUAUGCGAGCCACUUCUUAGUUAGAGCGACAGACAGUGCUCCGAUUUGGGAGCUGAAGCUGGAGGUGCUGACGCUCAUUUUCCCGCAUAGCCCAGUUCAUGUCAAGAGCCUCAUUCUAAAGGAACUGGAGCAUUUCUCUCAGGGGUCCAACAAAGCUCUUGUGCGCGAAGCGGUUCGAGCUAUUGGCCGAUGUGCGCAAGGCGACGCUGCUACAGCUCCCAGGUGUUUAAAGCUACUCCUGAGUCAGAUCACAAGCUUGGAUGGAACGUUGGCCGCAGAAUCUCUGACAGUCAUUCGGCACUUGAUUCAACAGGAUGCAGAGGCACACGCAGGGACUGUAGUGCGCCUAGCGAAGAAUCUUGACUCAGCGACUGACCCUCAAGCGAGAGCAACAAUCAUCUGGCUAGUUGGCGAGUUUUCCGGCCUAAACGGGGAAGACAAUAUUGCCCCAGACGUCUUUCGCAUUCUACUCAAAGAUUUUUCGAGUGAAUCCGAGGCUGCAAAGCGCCAGAUAUUGCUACUGGGCGCAAAAGUCUACCUUCAUCAUUUGAAUCGUAAGAGCGAGGCAGAAAAGAACAGAGUGGGAGAGGAUGAUCCUCCUAUGGAGGAAGAGAAGCAUCCCAUUGAAAGGUUAUGGGAUUAUGUCCUGCUUCUUGUCCGAUAUGAUGUCUCCUUUGACCUAAGAGACCGAGCACGCAUGUAUCGUGCCUUACUCGCUGUGCCACAGCUCGCUACACUGAUGCUCCUCGCACCAAAGCCGGCUCCCCAAGCUCCGAGCCCUUCUGAGUCGAGAAAAGGAUUCUUACUGGGCUCUUCGACUCUUGUCUUAGCUGGGGGUGGCGGUCUGCACGGUCUUAGGGGUUACGAAGCUCUUCCUAACUGGGUUGAGCCUGGCAAAGAGCCCGACCCCCGUCUGCGUGAGGCUGAAAAGGAUGCUGCAGCGUCACGCUAUGAUAGUGACAGGCCUGCAGCUGCGGCAGCUGAUAAGCUGGAUGAGGUUGUCCGGUCAGCGCCUGCUGGCAGGUCGAAUGGGCUUGGAGAGAGUCUCAGGACUAAGACACUGGAUGAUUGGCUAGCCGAGGAAGAAGGGGAGGAGGAGGAGGAGGAGGAGGAAGAGGAAGAAGAAGAAGAAAGUGAAGAGGAAGAAAGUGAAGAAGAAGAGGACGAUGAGGAGGAAGAUGAAGAGGAAGAAGAGGAAGACGAUAGCGAUGAUGAUGGGGAGACGGAUAGAUUAGUCAAGCCAUGA
Molecule: messenger RNA, 2346 nt
Organism: Trichoderma asperellum CBS 433.97
Lineage: Eukaryota; Fungi; Ascomycota; Sordariomycetes; Hypocreales; Hypocreaceae
Biological process (GO): intracellular protein transport; vesicle-mediated transport
Cellular component (GO): membrane coat
Source: RefSeq, a predicted model, not a curated record